AUGAAUAGCAUUCUGAAGGGGGAUAGAAACAAGCGCCAGGGCAGCAGUUCUGCCAGGGUGGUGAGCUGGUCCGUCCCAGACGAGAAGCAACCAGCUCACACUACAGUGCCCAGCAGUGGCACCAAACCGAAGGACCUGAAAGAUCUGUAUUGUCUGAGGGAGUGUGUGCAGGUCAUCACUCAGUGGAAGGAGCAGGUGGAGUGUGUGCGUGAGGUUAAAAGCAAUGCAGAAAGUAAUAGUUUGGAACAGUGCAGAAAACUCAUCCUAGAGUGGGCAGAGGACCUCAGGAACGCUGACACAGUGGAUUUGAGGAGAAGCACACUGUGGGAGAGGACAGAGGAGGAAGAGGAGGAAGAGGAGGAAGGCAGUCAGACAGAGUCCUGGGUCAUGGAAUGGGCCAGAGAACUGCACACUAUGACUGAGCGUUGUGGAGUGAGAAGGGACGAAUUUGCAGAGAUCCUAGUGAAUCUGAGAAAGAAGAAGAAGCUGCUGAUUCUGCUGCCGUUCCUCCAGUUUAUUACCUGGAUACUGCUCAGAAAACAGAGCAAGGAGACAGUGAUGCGGCUGUGGCUGUCCACUAAGCAGCGCACCUGGAGAACAGAUACACCAAAAUACAUCCCACACUCAGUGUGGGAAUGGAUCCGCAGCGCAUCUGUGGAAGUAACGUUGGACCCAAUGACGAACCACCCGUGGUUACAGCUCUCUGAGGACUGUAAGAAGGUCCAGGAGUCCCUGAGCGAGACAGAGGUAACAUUCAGCACCCAGCGUUUUGACAGCUGGCCCUGUGUGCUCGGGUCGGAGGGGUUUUCAUCCGGCCGGCAUUACUGGGAGGUCGACCUGGCAAACAAUGGGUACUGGAAGCUAGGGGUUACCACGGCGACUUCAAAGCGCCACGGACGUUUUCCCAUGAAGCCCUCUGGAGGGUACUGGGUGAUCUGGCGCAGUACACGGCAGUUCUUUGCCUGUACCAAACAAGACACGCCCCUGCCACUGUCAUUGGUGCCCAGGAAGGUGGGCGUGUACCUGGACUAUGAGGAGGGUCAGAUCUCCUUCUAUAAUGCUGAAAAGCAUGAGCACAUUUAUACUUUCACCGGAAGCUUCCAAGAGACGCUGUACCCGCUGUUUGCCCCGCUGGAUGGCCGCACACUCAUCACGAUCUCCUCGCCCAAAACACCAUCUCAGGCUGAUGUGGACGACUGA
Chanos chanos (milkfish) is the source of this 1200-nucleotide messenger RNA. RefSeq names its product E3 ubiquitin-protein ligase TRIM39-like. Lineage: Eukaryota; Metazoa; Chordata; Actinopteri; Gonorynchiformes; Chanidae. The transcript has 10 exons. Bases 1 to 1200 code for a protein of 399 amino acids. Gene Ontology annotation, molecular function: protein binding. The record is from RefSeq and is a predicted model, not a curated record.